GGCGUUGGACCACGAUUGCAGUUUAGGACUUCGCUUGUUACGAUUAUUCUAUUUUUCUUGUAGCGGGCUCUAGCACCAGCAGUAGCAUUUGAGGAAGAGCAGAAACAGAUACACACGUACAUCAUGAGCAGAUCUCCAGCCUGUUCUGUGCACGAAUUGUGCUCCGGAACGAAGGACGGCCUGUAUCUUGCGCAAUUUUCUCCGUCGGCGGACUUCAUUGCGGCCUCGGAUGGUAGUGGUUGCAUUCACGUGCUGCAGCGGCAGAAGUCGAGUUCUUCGUCCUCCAGCCUCUCGGGUGAAGAUUAUAGGGUCGAUUACGUACCGUUUAAGACGCCACUGCAGUGCAGUUCGACGGGCGAUCAGCUGAGCACGUCGGAAAAAGUGGUGAGUGUGGCAUUCAGCUGGCGCCCAGAGAGCGGACAGAUAUCGCAGAAGAGCGUGCUCACUAUGUGUCGGACGGACGGGCACCUACAGCAAUUUCAUGCUGCAACCGGCCGUUCACUCGGCGAGGUCAACGCCUAUGCCGAGGCAGGAAAGACCAGCGACGACGAUGCCGGCACGAGUCUUCCCGCUCUGUUGUGCAUCGACUAUGCACCUGACGGUAAGAUAGAGACGAAGGUGCUGACAGUGAAUAAAUGCAAUUACUUAAGUUAGUGGCGUAUUUUCGAACUUUGGAAGGCUUUGCAGCUCGGAGUUUUCAUCAGUGCGCUAUUUCCGACGCUCCUCCACUUUUUGUUUUCGAUCGGUAUCGCUUCGCUCCCGAAAUCGCUUGAGGUGCCUCUUUUGCAACGGGCGGAAAGGAACCGGAGGUAUUUGUGUUCGACGAAAUGACAAAAAAGAAGCGGCAAACGCUCCAGCGGAGCGACAAAAACGGUGGCGGACACAGCAGUCGUGUCUGCGCAUGCAAGUUCCUUGACGGAAACCUUCUUGCAACCGGGGGCUGGGAUUGCACUUUGCAGUUUUGGGAUCUUCGAAAAGGCUCGCGCAGCAUACAUAGUACGAAGAGCAGUUCUAAUUCUACGUACUACCACUCUUUUGUAGCUUCCGUUCGUAAUGUGAAUGUCGGGAUAUUGUCGAUUUCUCAUCUUCACAUUGCAUCAACAUCAAGCCUCAUAAAUAUGCAGGUGUUUACGGGCCUUCACUCUUGGGUCCUGCUGCGCUGGACGUAAGCGGGUCUGUAAUAGUCGCGGGAAGCUACAGUGAAGGGUCGGGACUGCAAUGCUUUGAUCUCCGACGCAUGGGGCCGGGACUUCAACUUGGAAAACCAGGUAGUCAUUUUCUCUCGUAUGCUGCACUGAAUGUCAUUGCAGCAUCGGCUUCUACUUUUCGCUAGAACAAUGACUAAGCAAAACCGAAGAUAAUAAUAUGCGGUUGUCGUCCCGCUGUCCCUAAACCUAUGUCAAAUGCAAUUUACAGAGCCGUCUGGCGACGCUGGUUUCUCACAACAAGAAGCGCCAGCCGGAAUGCGUGUUACCAGUUGUCAGAUAUCGUCGAAGUCCAGCCUUGCGUUGGGUGGGUUCUGCCGGCGGUCGCAAAGAGGUUUUUUGCGCAUAUCCGAUACGCUCGACCUGCUUUUGGAUUCCCCGUGCACCAGUGCCGUCUUUGCACAAUCGGAGCCACGACUUGUGGCAUGCACUACGCGGGACGGGCAGCUUAGGAUUCUCCAUGUGUAAUGGUAUUCGGGUGAGAGCGGUGAUCUCUCACUCGAAGGUAUGUCGAUUCUGCCUCAACACGAGGCAGAUGUUUUCGUAUUUUCGCAGAGGUUCUGGUGGCAACGUGAACACCCGAUCAUUCUUUCACGCUUCGUGUGUAAUCUCAUACAUUUGCAGCUGGAGCUGCAGAAGGCGAGCGCUGUUCGCAUUGGUAAAGUGAGAAUGAGUAUCCUGAAAGCCAGGCCUGCAGGCAUGCACUCACCUUUGAGUCGUUUUGCAGCGCUGCCUGACGCAUUCUUUUCUCGGCCUGUUUCUUUGGAGGCCACCUAUUGCCGAUCACAGGUUUCAGGGUAAUCGAAGAGGUUCAUUGCCGUAGAUCUUUUCGAUUACAGCUACCGGCGCUCCUGCAACAUUUGAGGAAUUGCACCAGGCAGUUUCGUGUG
This is a messenger RNA of Amoebophrya sp. A120, 2095 nucleotides long. The record is from the annotation of a GenBank genome assembly. NCBI's taxonomy places the organism in Eukaryota, Dinophyceae, Syndiniales, Amoebophryaceae.